Messenger RNA from Microtus ochrogaster (prairie vole), 2315 nucleotides. Its product is annotated as interferon-inducible GTPase 1-like. Gene Ontology annotation, cellular component: endoplasmic reticulum membrane. Gene Ontology annotation, molecular function: GTP binding; GTPase activity. The record is from RefSeq and is a predicted model, not a curated record. Lineage: Eukaryota; Metazoa; Chordata; Mammalia; Rodentia; Cricetidae. Gene Ontology annotation, biological process: autophagosome assembly; cellular response to interferon-beta; innate immune response.
GCUGAGGAAGCAGAGGGGUUCCAGUGAGGGACCUCCAGCACAGCUGAGGGCUAUUCCUGUCCUGAACAGUGAGAGCAUCCCCUGGACACAGGAUUUUCUGUGCCAUUAGUUGCUCACAGUCAUGGGUCAGCUGUUCUCUUCAUCUAAUGAUGAGCGCCACCAAGAUUUGGCCUCCAGCUUUAAAGAAUAUUUUAAGAAGUUCAAGGUAGGAAGCAAAAUCAUCUCUCAGGAAACCUUAGCUUCAAUUGAGUCAAGCCUGUCGCAAGGAAACAUACAGGGGGCAAAUUCUUCAAUCACUAAUGCAUUAAAAGAAAUUGAUAGCACCCCACUCAAUGUGGCAGUAACAGGAGAGUCUGGAGCAGGGAAGUCCAGCUUCAUCAAUGUCCUAAGGGGAAUUGGGCAUGAAGAGAAAGGUGCAGCUAAAAUAGGUGUGGUGGAAACAACCAUGGAGAGACAUCCCUACACCCACCCCAAGAUUCCCAAUGUGGUUUUUUGGGACCUGCCUGGGAUUGGAACCACAAAUUUCCCACCCAAAGAUUAUCUGGAGAAAAUGAAAUUCAACGAGUAUGAUUUCUUCAUCAUAGUUUCUGCCACACGCUUUAAGAAAAAUGAUAUAGACCUCGCCAAAGCAAUCAGCAUGAUGAAGAAGGAUUUCUACUUCGUGAGAACCAAGGUGGACUCUGACUUGAAAAAUGAGAAGGAAUUCAAACCACGAACCUUUGACAGAGAAAAGGUCCUGCAGCAGAUCCGCAGCAGCUGUGUGAGGACCUUUGAGGAGAAUAAAGUUGAAGUACCACCCAUCUUCUUGAUCUCUAAUAAAAUCUUAUCUGACUAUGAUUUCCAAAUUUUGAUGGACAAGAUUAUGAAUGCUCUCCCUGUACACAAACGACACAAUUUUAUGCUCUCAUUGCCUAAUAUUACAGAUGCGGCCAUUGAAAGGAAGCGGCAGUUCCUGAAGCAGAGGAUUUGCCUCGAAGCCUUUGCAACUGGCCUACUCAAUAUGAUCCCUUCACUGACCCUCUUAAUGGGCAAUGAUUUGGAGAAUCUUAGGAAAAGUAUGAACUAUUAUCGAACUGUCUUUGGAGUGGAUGAUGCAUCCUUGCAGGGUUUGGCUGAGGACUGGCAAGUGUCGGUGGAUCAGCUCAAGGCAAAGAUGAAAUCUCCUCAUGUGUUUGAAACUACAAAGGAAGAAACAACCAUACAAGAAAGGCUUUCAAGACUUUAUGAGGAGUUCUGUUUGACUAACGGGCACCUAUUUGCUAAGGAUGUUUAUGCUAAAGAAUUGUUUUACCUGAAAUUUUGUUUCCUUGACAUGGUGGCAGAUGAUGCUAAUGUUCUCCUUAGAGAGAUAUGUGUAAAAAAUAACUUGGUUUCUGAUUAGGCUAAAAUCUUGUAGCUGUCAAAAAUCAGAAUCAAUGACAGAAAAAAAAAAGGACACUGAUAUUGCAAAACAACAUAAUGGGUUGGUUAUUCAGGCCUUCUAAGCUUUAUUCACACUUAGUGAUCAUAUAUCCACAUUAGCUGUUGCAAGGGGAUCAAAUAUGCUUAAAGCUAAAAACAUCUACUCACUUUGACUAAACACUAAGAUAUAUGAAUUGCCCUUUUAUCUGAAUUUAUGUCAUAUAAAUCAACAGCAAUUUUUAGGUUUAAGAUUGUGGUGGGUGGUUUGAUCGACAGAUUAUAGAAUCACAUGGGAGAUGAACCUCUGGACUUGUACUUGGGAAACUAUUUUACUUACAUUAAUUGAGGUAGGAAGUGCUGCCGACUGUGUGUGGCCCCAUUCCCUAGCUGCUGAUCCCUGACUGUGCAUGUGGAAAGGGAGGCUAAGAUAGAACACUUUCACUCAUGCAUUGCUCUCUGCUUUCUUACUGUGGGUGGAGGGACACUAGCUGCCCCCAGCUGCUGCUGCGACUCCUCUAUAACCUUGAGUUUCACACUUAUGUCCUCUCUUCAUAGUAAUACCACAGGAAAAGCCAUAACUGGGCUGGAGAGAUGGCUCAGAAGACCAGCUGAGACAUCCAACUGGAUUCUUGGAACUUCCAUUGGUAGACAGCUAUUGUUGAACUAGCUGGACAACAGCCAGUAGGCCUUUCUACCAGUCUUAUUCAAGCUAUAUAUAAGAGACUUAUAUAAAGAUAGUAAAAUGGAGUGAGUAGUGUAAAUGAAGUUGCUAUAUACGUAUCUUCUAUUUCAAGUGAUAUAAACUAACCUGGACUUUUUAAAGAACUCUAGGUCUUGAACUUGGUGUAUUUUUAUCUUGUUUCCUUUUUAUUCUCUACAUUCACAAUCAAUGUAUUAAAGACUUCAGUAUAGAA